This is a messenger RNA of Loxodonta africana (African savanna elephant), 5122 nucleotides long. It is a transcript of the gene XRCC2, whose product is annotated as X-ray repair cross complementing 2. Gene Ontology annotation, cellular component: centrosome; Rad51B-Rad51C-Rad51D-XRCC2 complex; replication fork. Bases 232 to 1074 code for a protein of 280 amino acids. The transcript is spliced from 3 exons. Gene Ontology annotation, biological process: double-strand break repair via homologous recombination; DNA strand invasion. Gene Ontology annotation, molecular function: ATP-dependent DNA damage sensor activity; four-way junction DNA binding; ATP binding. The record is from RefSeq and is a predicted model, not a curated record. NCBI's taxonomy places the organism in Eukaryota, Metazoa, Chordata, Mammalia, Proboscidea, Elephantidae.
UCCUGCGCAUGCUUAUUCUUAAGAACCUCCCGGGACGAGGGUGAGUGUCGUUAGCUCACUCUGCGGAACGCCCGGGACCUGAGGGCACGUGUCUUGCGCAUGCUCGUUCCUGGAGCGCACGGCACCCGAGCCCUGUUGUGCGCAUGCUCGCUGUACGUCCGGCCUCACUGGCUGUGGGGCCGUGAAGUCAAUAAAUGGCGCUGGUGGCGGGAAAGUUAAGCCUUCGGGGGGAUGUGUAGUGACUUUCACAGGGCUGAGUCUGGAACGGAGCUUCUCGCCCGACUUGAAGGUAGAAGUUCCUUGAAAGUAAUAGAACCGUACCUGUUUGCUGAUGAAGAAUCACCUGUGCAUGGUGAUAUUCUUGAAUUUCAUGGUCCAGAAGGAACAGGAAAAACAGAAAUGCUUUAUCAUUUAACAGCACGGUGUAUACUUCCAAAGUCAGAAGGUGGACUGGAAAUAGAAGUCUUGUUUAUUGACACAGAUCACCACUUUGAUAUGCUUCGGCUUGUUACAAUCCUUGAGCAUAGACUGUCCCAAAGCUCUGAAGAGAUCAUAAAAUCUUGCCUUGGAAGAUUCUUUUUGGUGUACUGCAGUAGUAGCUCCCAGUUACUUCUCACCCUUUACUCACUAGAAAGUAUGUUUUGUAGCCACCCCUCGCUCUGCCUUUUGAUUUUAGAUAGCCUGUCAGCUUUUUACUGGAUUGACCGUGCCAACGGAGGAGAAAGUGUUAACUUACAGGAGUCUACUCUGAAGAAAUGUUCUCAGUUCUUAGAGAGACUGGUGAAUGAGUACCGCUUGAUUCUUUUUGCAUCAACACAAAGCAUCAUGCAAAAACCGUCAAACUCAACAGAAGGACCUUCUUCUGCCUUUAAGCAGCCAAGUAAUGAAGACAUAGACUAUAGACCCUAUCUCUGUAAGGCAUGGCAACAAAUGGUAAAGCAUAGAAUAUUUUUUUCCAAACAAGAUGAUUCUAAAAGGAACAACCAAUUUUCCUUAGUUUCACGUCACCUAAAAAGUAACAGUUUAAAAAAGCAUUUUUUUAUUAUUGGAGAAAGUGGGGUUGAGUUUUGCUGAUAGGUAUUAUAAAUUAGUCUUUUGCAGGAUAUUAUACAGUUCAUUAAAAUUCUUUUAUAGGCUAAGGUUUUUUGAUUCUAAAGUUUUAAACUCAAGGGGAAUUAACAUUUCUAUAUAGACUGGAUUUCUUAAACUCAUACAGUAAGACUUCAGACUAUUCUGUUUCUAGGUUAUUGAAGAUUAAUCAAAAUAUUAGCAAUUGAACUUAGUAUUAAACUUGUUUUAGAACUAAAUAAAUGGUAUAUACAUUUCAACCUAAAUAAAAUGGACUUUUAUAACUUUGUGUCACUUUUUUUAAUUCAGUUAAGUACUAUUUGUUUAGAAAUAAUAAAUAUUUAUUAUUUUAGAAAUAUUUAGAAAUAAAUGCAUUUCUCUUCUCUCAUGUAACUUCUUUUGCAAAUCAUGACUUUGGAAAAUUUUAUAUAGAACCUUUAUUUUUGCAGAAGGAAUGAAUCAAGGCUACUUAGUCAUCGGCCUCUCACUAACAUUGUUUUGUGUGGGUGACUAGAUUAUGGAAUCUCAGACUUAGACUAAAUUCCAAAAUGAAACUGCAUUAUGGUUGGGUUUUAGUAUGAUUUUUGAAGCACAGGGAAAUAAGGUACCCCUCCAAAGAACUCUGUAACGUAUGUUUUAAAAUCCUUACCUUCUCCUCGUUAAGUGAUAGAUGAAUGCUAAAACUAUAUUAGAACUAUACAUUACUAGUAUUUUCUUAUCCAUUUAGUAUAAUCCAGACAUACCCUGAACUGGAUUCAAUCAUUUCCAACCAGAAGCAGGAGAAGUUUCAAUAUACUAUGCUGAUAAGGCCAGUGAGGCCAGAAUGGGGAGCAUACAUCUCAAAGAAUACCCAAGGUAAUAUAUCGCAGUGAAGGAAGAAAAUUUUACAACUUCUGUUUAUACAAUUUAGUCUAAGAAAAGAUUAAAUCAUAUCAAUAUUUGGUGUUCAGAUUGACCCUGGCGCUGUCAUUCAGCCCAUAUGUCAGAUUGUCAUAUGUCACAUAUGUACCUGAGGUAGAAGUAGAAGGGAUUGACGGUGGUAUACUCAUGGGUUUGUUCAUUUAUGUGUUAUCUAGCUCAUUAAAAUUUUGUAACUGUAAAGUGACAGUUGUAAAUAUUCUCACAAAGAUUCCUUAAAGGCUUAAAAAGAAUCCUGCAAAGAAACAAAGAUGGAAGAUAAAGAAUCUUAAUGAUGCAGGUGUAACAGAUGUGGCCUACGCUGUCUUUCCUCACCCAUGUACCCUGGACCAACUCUGGCUCACCUGCAGUUUCCAAAAACAUAGGAAUUCUGAGACACUGAGCUAUUUCUGCCUGGUCCCAAUAGGGUUUAUUCCCAGCUUAUGGCAGUAAUUUAUUCAUUAACAUGCUGUUUAUUGGCCUUCAUUUUCCCACUCUUUCAUGGUGCCACCCAGGAUCGUCUCCCAAUGGAACUUCAAGUUCUUGUCUAGGAACUGCUGUUGCUGAGGAGCAAAGGAGAACCAAAGUGUCAGCAGAUAAUAAAAAUUCAUCAAACAGGCCAGUAUUUGCUCUUCAGCCACAUUAUGAAAUUAAAAAUGACAACGGCAGUAUAACUUUUCAGUAUAUCUAUAGUUCAUCCUUUUUCACUUUACAGUUUCGUGUAUUUUUAUUACUUGCAAAACAUGGUACACAUAAGUAAUUUAUACAUAUUUGUAUGUUGGGUAAAUAUGCUGAUCUUUCCCCCCUGAUAAAAGUAUGGAAUCAAUAAAAUUGAAGAUCCACUCCUCUACUCUUGAGUACGUCUCCUUUCAUCUGUUAAAAGUUAUGAAAAUUCAGUUACCUUAUGUAUCAAAGUUCUGUGGUCUGGUGAAGUGUGUGUGUGUUGUGUGUGUAUGUGUUAUUCAUAUACAUAUAUGAAAAACUUAGCAACUCUUAUCAGAAUUCUAGCCUUGAACAUGAUAGGAUUUUUCAUUUCUCCUUUAUAUAAAUGAAGUGUUAAUUUACUGGACUAUUAUUCACAGGUUUAUAACUUAUUCUUCAGGAACAUGAUUAAAAAAUAAUGAACUUUUAUAUUAGCUUAAAUUAUCAAUUAUAUAGCAGUGUGUCAGAGCUAGCAAAGACUCAGUUAUCUUAAAAAAGAUUUGUUACCUGACAUGUUGGAAGGAAUUAAGAAUACUAGUUAAUCAAAAAUUCUUUUAAAUUAAAAUUAAGAUUAAUGGGACAUUGUAAACACUGUAGAAAUUUUAACACUUGUGAAAAGAAUCAGGUUUAAAGAGGCAGAUCUUAGGUUGUGCAGAUGGCAGAUGCCAGAGGUGCCAAAAGAAUAAUGGGAGUGAAUGACAAAUCUUACAAUAUUUGCCCCAUUUACCUGUAAAAAAUGAGGAUUAUAAACUACAUUUCUUACUAGCAAACUUCUCACCAUCAUGUGAGAAUCUAGUGGAAAAAAUGCAUAUGAGAGAUACUUCAGACAUUCAUUUGAUAAAUGCUGUAUAAAAAUAAUACUUAUCACAUCUUUGAAUGUAUAAGGCUUUCAGCUUUCAACUGCAAAAUGCUGUAUUAUUAAUAUGCUUUAAAAAUUUUUGAUGCAGACUACUUUGUUAUAGGGAUUAACCAAAAAUGAGGGUAAAGUAAAGACAUUUUCAGAUGAGAAACAGCUGAGAAUUUACCACCAAAAUUGCCUCACUUAAAGGAAUUUCUAAAAGAUAUACUUCAAGGAGAAAGAAACUUAUUCCAGAAAGAAAAUUUGAGAUGUAAGAUACAAUGUUAAGUAAAGAAAAUGGUAAGCCCUUGAGUAAAUCUAAAGAAAUAUUGGUAGUAUCAGACAGUGAAAAUGUCUAAAUUUGUGGGAAGAAAAAACACAGUGUAGGGUGAAAAGCCUAAUUAACUUAUUGCAUGUCGGUCUGUUUCAUGUAAACCUAGUACAUGUAAGAUAGGUAAUUAGAAUUACAAUUCCAAAGAUUGUGCAUUAUUCUGAAGGAGAGUGAAAAUAUGGACCAGCUUUAGACUUGAUUAAGUAUGACUUUGAAAAUUUGAAGGGCUACCUAGAAAAGAAGCAAAAUAAUACAUAUUCCAGUAAUACAUGUUAAGGGAGCAACCAUGAAAUGAGUAAAACAAAAAAACAAUAAAGGCACAGGGGGAAAAGUGGGUAGGACAAAUAAGCACUAAAUAAUAUGGUAGAAAUAAAUCCAAUUGAAAAUGGAUGGAACGCUUCUGUGGAAAAAAAAAUCAUUCUUAGAUUUUUAAAAAUCCUGUUAUAUGCUUUUUAAAGAAACGCACCUAAGACAACAGAAAUGUUGAUGUCACAAAGAUGAAAAACCAUAUGCCAGAGAAAUCCCCAAAGGAAACUCCUGCAGCUCUAUAAGACUAGACUUUAACUGUAGUAAUAUUUUCUGUCUUAACAAGAUUGCUACGGAAUGAUGGAAAGUUUGAUUCAUCUUGUAAUUUGUAUACACCCAAUGAGAUAACUUCAAAAAAUAUAAAGCAAAAAUUUAGAAAACAUCAAGGAGAAAUUGACAUGAUCACCAUCACAGUAGAUAUUUUAAUAUACCUCUUUCAGUAACUGAGAGAUCAAGCAGUUGAAAAGAAUCAGUAAGAAUAGAGAAUAUCAGAACAACAAAAUUAAACUUGAUCUAAUAAACAUGUAGAACUCUGCAUAUAAAAUAAUGCAUAUUCUUUUAAACACAAAAGGAAAAUAUAUGAAAACUGAUCACAUGUUGUUGUUAGGUGCUGUCGAGUCGAUUUUCAACUCCAUGUGACAUAGUAAAACUGCCCCAUAGGGUUCUCUUGCUGUAAUCUUUGUGGAAGCAGAUCACCAGGUCUUUGUCUCACAGAGCCAGUGGGUGAGUUUGAACCACCAAACUUUCAGUUAGCAGCCCAGUACUUAACUGUUUGGGCUACCAGGGCUUCUUGAUCACAUACUAAACCAAAACCAAACCCAAACCCACUGCCGUCCAGUCGAUUCUGACUCAUAGCGACCUUGAAGAACAGAGCAGAACUGCCCCCAUAGAGUUUCCAAGGACUGCCUGGUGGAUUUGAACUGCCAACCUCUUGGUUAACAGCUGUAGCACUUAACCACUAUACCACCAGGGUUUCUUGA